This is a messenger RNA of Fusarium vanettenii 77-13-4, 1464 nucleotides long. RefSeq lists its product as uncharacterized. The transcript is spliced from 4 exons. The coding region runs from base 1 to 1464 and encodes 487 amino acids. Lineage: Eukaryota; Fungi; Ascomycota; Sordariomycetes; Hypocreales; Nectriaceae. The record is from RefSeq and is a predicted model, not a curated record. Gene Ontology annotation, molecular function: N,N-dimethylaniline monooxygenase activity; NADP binding; flavin adenine dinucleotide binding.
AUGCCUAGUCAGAUUCGUCGUGUCGCCGUCAUUGGCGCCGGUCCCGCUGGGGCUAUUGCUACUGAUGCCUUGGUCAAGGAGGGAGCGUUUGACACGAUUCGUGUCUUUGACCGCCGAGCUGGUGUUGGGGGAACAUGGAUUCACACACCUCAUCUGCCAGCCGGGAUUCCGUCCUUGAAGAAGGUGCUUGCUGGGGAUGCUGACACCGCUGUGCCAAUUCCAGAGAAUCUCCCAGCUGUUACAACUGUCUCCGAGGCUGUCAACAGUCACCAGUACCGCUUCUCAGACACAGCCAUUCAUGAGAACCUUCACAGCAACAUCACGCCCGCCAUCAUGAGCUUCACUCAAGAGCCAUUCCCAGACAAGCUCUCUCAGCGCAGUCUGGAUGAGUAUGGACCCAACGCUCCUUUCCGUCACCACACGACUAUCCGUGAGUGGAUAGAGGGCAUCUUUUCUCGAGGUGGCCAUGAGAAGCUGCUUGAGCUGGAUACGACAGUUGAGCGUGCUGUCAAGGAGAAUGGUGAGUGGGUGUUGACUCUCCGCAAAGUCGUCAAUGGCAGAAAUUACUGGUGGCGCGAGACCUUUGACGCCCUCGUCGUUGCAUCCGGUCAUUACAAUGUUCCCUGGUUUCCAGAGGUUACCGGACUCAUCGAGUUUGACAAAAGGUUCCCUGGGGUUGUUCAGCACAGUAAGCAUUUCAGGGAAGGGCCCAAGUAUACAGGAAAGCGUGUCAUUGUAGUCGGUGCCUCGGUGUCUUCACACGAGAUCAUCCACGAAAUCCUCGACUUCACUGAAGGGCCUGUAUACGCAUCAAUACGUGGUGAUCCCAUCCCGGCAUUUGGCUGGGAACCAUUUACACAUCCCAAGAUAGCCAUCAAGCCAGCUAUCAGUCGCCUUGAUCCCGAGACUGGCAAGGUUCACUUCACCGACGGCACGCAGCUGGACAAGGUAGAUCACAUCAUCUACGGAACGGGAUAUACCUUUAGCUUUCCGUUCCUACCUGAAGUCCAAUCCCGGGUCAAGAAUGCCUACCGGCGACUUCCUGGCGUCUACCAACACACAUGGAACAUUGAAGACCCAACCCUAACGUUUGUUGGAAUGCUCGGGGGCGGCUUCACAUUCAGAGCAUACGAAUGGCAGGCCGUGGCCGUCGCAAGAACACUUUCUGGAAGGGCCAAGCCGCUGCCUUCAGUUCCUGAGCAGCUCGAGUGGGAGCGGAAGCGAGUCGCCGAGAAGAAGGGAGGCAAAGAUUACUACUCUAUUGCCCCUGAUUACGACAAGUAUCUCGAGUUUUUGAGGGACAUUGCUGGGGAACCAGCGCAAGGUACCAAUGGUCGAACACUACCUCCUUUCGAUCCAAAGUGGUUAGAGAUCUGGGCUGGCAUGGUGGCUCCCAAACUGGAAGGAUGGAGACGCAAGAGAAAGUUGGCCGAGGAGAAGCAGGCAUUGAGGUCGAAGCUAUAG